UUCAGUUUUAUUUUGACCGCAAAGUCUAACGGGCGGUUUUACUGUGUGGUGCUAAGCAAAUAUUAUUAUUAUUUUUUACCAAAGCCUUUUUUUAUUCAAAAUAAAAGUAAUAUCCUUGCUUUUGUGGCAAGCCAGAAAUGAAGCCGUGAAAUUUUGCCAAAUAUCAAAAAGCGUCGCCAUUUUUUAGUAAUAUUUUUGUUGCAUAUAAAAAAAGUGUUUGCAUUUGUGGCAUCCUGUUCAUAGUAUGCUGUACAUUUUCAAGGAUAACGCAGCGCAGCACUUCGUUCAGAUGCAAAUAAUUAGUGUGAAUAACGGUAUUCAGCGUUGAGUAUUACGCGUUUGACCACAAAAUAAAAGAGAAAAUAAUCUACAUAUAUAAUAUAAAAUAAAAUUGUACAAAGUGCGGCCAAAAUCAAUAUUGUGAUAUUUACAAAAACAAAAAAGUCCAAAUAACGAAACGAAAUUACGAAUCAAAAGUAGUGAAACGAAAAACGAGCAACAAAAAUCCAAUAAAAAAAGCAGUGAAUUUAAUUCGAAUUUAAAGCGCUUAAGUAAAGUAAAGCGAGCACUCAGUGGAAUAAAAAGCAAAAACAACAAAAAAGUAGAAAAACAAAAAAUAAGCAAAAAAAAGAAGAAAAAUAAGCAAAAACAUCCGAUCAACCAAUUGCCAUGAUAAAAAAGUUGCGCAGCAAAACGCCAAACAUCAAUUAAUUUUGCUCAACGCCGAAAGCGAAAAAUUCAAAAUAAAAAAACACAAACCAAAAAAACAGCAGCCCAAAAAUGUGCACGAAAACAUCGAAAACGCCGUUGCUCUUAAUUGGCGGCGUCUGCUUCGUCAUCGUGCUGGUCGGCAUUACUGGCGUGACGCUGAUCAAUAAUCUCAAUUUGUCCAACAUCAUCAAGCUAAACGAGAAAGUCGCCAGCGACAGCAUGAGCUCACACGACGCCGAAUUGCGCGAUAUGAAUUACGCCAAUAAUCAUCCGAAAAACAUAUACAAAUUCGAUGAAUUCUCCGCGCCCUAUGCACUGGCUGUGGGCACACACCCACAGUCGCUGCCAGCGGCCGCAGCGCAGUACUCAGUUGUAGCCGCAGCGGCAGCAUACUUAACAGGGGAUGACGGUAUGCCGGAGCAAAAUCCAGCCUCAGCAGUUGUUGAGGCCAGUGGUGCGACGCUAAUUGGACGACCGACGGCAGCAUUAGUAGAUGCUGCGGCGAAUAGUGGUAAUGCGGCGGCAGCAGCGUCGGUGCAUGCGAUUACGCAGUCCAAUGGACGACAGCAGGCACAUGAGCGAUUGCAGAGCAGAGAUACUGCUGCCGCUAGCAGUAAAGGCAACGCUGCAGCCGCAAAUGAAAAUGCGAAUGCAUCAGCGGCAUUGGUCAAUAAUCCACAGGUAAAUACUACGACACCAUCCGCUGCGUCAAUAUUUGUUGCUGAUAGUGCCGCACAACCAGCUCCCAGCAAUCGUAGUAGUUUUAGUGUCGCAGCUUCCAUAAAUUCGAGUGCCUACAGCACUUCACCAUCAUCGGUAGCAUCUCCAUCAGCAUCAGCAUCAGUUACAGCAUCAUCAGUCAGUGUUGACAUUGCUGCUAAAUUGAUGUUGCCGCUGAUUCUCAAUGGCAGCGCAAGGAUAACGCCCGGAUUUAGCAGUGGCAAUGGACAGAUGAAUGCGAAUGAAGAGCAAGGUUUUGCGUUUAAUACACUUUUGAGCUUGAAAAGUGAUAACGGUACAAAAGAUAUUUCCGAUAUGCAUCAAUCGAAGCAUGUGUUGGCGUCGUCAGUGCGUUUAGUAGUGCCCGCAGGCGGACAAGGUGUUGAUGAGGAGCGACGUGAUUUUGUAGUGAAGAUGAUGCAGCACGCCUGGGACAACUACAAGCUCUAUGCAUGGGGCAAGAACGAACUUCGACCGCUCAGUCAACGUCCACAUUCGGGCAGUAUUUUUGGCAUCUACGAUCUGGGCGCCACCAUAGUCGACGGUCUGGACACGCUCUAUCUAAUGGGGUUGGAGAAGGAGUACCAAGAGGGACGCGAUUGGAUUGAACGAAAGUUUUCGCUGGACAACGUUAGCGCCGACCUGUCUGUAUUCGAGACGAAUAUACGCUUUGUGGGUGGCUUGUUGACACUCUAUGCAUUCACCGGUGAUAAUUUAUAUAAAGAGAAAGCACAACACAUCGCUGACAAGCUGUUGCCCGCCUUCCAGACGCCCACCGGUAUACCAUAUGCGUUGGUAAACACACGCACCGGUGCGAGUAGAAAUUACGGCUGGGCAUCAGGUGGCAGCUCGAUUUUAUCCGAAGCUGGUACAUUACAUUGCGAAUUCGUUUAUCUCAGUGAUAUAACGGGUAAUCCGCUGUACAAAGAGCGUGUACAAACUAUACGUCAAGUUUUGAAGGAGAUUGAGAAGCCAAAGGGUCUAUAUCCAAAUUUCAUUAAUCCCAAGACGGGCAAGUGGGGACAAAUGCACAUGUCGCUGGGCGCUCUAGGCGACAGUUUCUAUGAGUACCUACUAAAGGCUUGGCUGCAGUCGGGUCAAGUUGACGAGGAGGCUCGCGAAAUGUUCGACGAAGCCAUGGUGGCGAUUAAUGAGCACAUGAUACGCACAAGUUCGGGUGGUUUGACUUAUGUCUCAGAUUUGAAGUUCGAUCAUUUGGAACAUAAAAUGGAUCACUUGGCUUGCUUUGCGGGUGGUCUCUAUGCCUUAGCUGCCAGCACGCGACAAAACCAAUAUGCCAACAAAUUUAUGGAAAUUGGUAAGGGUCUCACAAAUACCUGCCACGAGAGCUACACAAGAACGCCAACCAAAUUGGGACCAGAAGCUUUUCGCUUCAGCGACGCCGCCGAAGCGCGUGCCUUGAAAUCACAAGAGAAAUACUAUAUACUGCGACCGGAAACGAUGGAGAGUUACUUUGUGUUGUGGCGUCUGACGCACGACCAAAAAUACCGCGACUGGGGUUGGGAGGCUGUGCAAGCGCUCGAGACCUACUGCCGUACAAUGCACGGCUACAGUGGCAUCAAGAAUGUCUAUCAGGAGAAUCCGCAGAAGGAUGAUGUUCAGCAGAGCUUCUUCUUGGCGGAAACACUUAAGUAUUUGUAUCUGCUCUUUUCCGACGACUCGCUGCUGCCACUGGACGAGUGGAUAUUCAACACGGAGGCGCAUCCAUUGCCCAUACGUGGCGCGAAUGCAUUCUAUCGCGCGGCACCACCUGCCCAAACGCAAGCAGAUGAGAACCGUUAAAACUUGACAAGAGAAAUAUUGCAAAUAUUUCACUGACGAAAUUUUGAGUCUGCCGAGCGUCUUUGACAAAAAUGCAGUUAUUUGUAAUUAGUGUUUUUAUGAUUUUUUUCUUUUGACAAAUAGUUACUUUUAUUAUGCUUUUUAGACACACAUUGACAUGUAAUUUAGCGUAAUUAUUUAUAAAGAAGUUGGACGUGUUACGUAACCAGAUUUCUCAGCGAUUUUUCAAAUGAGUUUAAUUUUAUUUCCUUUUUAUUUUAAUAUUUUUUUUUGUUGUAAAAAUAUGUAUGCCUGUACAUAUGUAUGUAUAUUGUACUUGUAAACUGACAUUUGCUAAUUUUCACCGCUUAAUUUUGUACAGUUGUAUAAUAUAAGUUAUAUGUAAUAGUUAUUAUUGUAGCGCUUAAUUAUGUAAAAAAAUGUAUUAAGCAAAAAAAAAUAUUUUCGAAAUUCAAAAUUGCAUUUUUCACACACGAGACACGAGAAAAACUUCACCCAUAUUAAAAUAAUUUAGUUAAUAACACAUGCAUGUACCAUAUGUAUAAUUAUUUUCACCAUUCCAGACAUUUUUUUUCUCUCUACAUCCUUGCAUAUUUGAACUGUGAAAAUGCCAAUAUAGAAACUAUUGUUUGAAAUGCAGAAAGCGAGUAACAGUUGUAUUUACUUAUGAAGCUUUUUAACAGUUAUUGUCGACGCAUACAGAAGCAGUGAAGUUGUAAAGAAAGUAAACUCGAAAUUUAAUAUAAAAUUAGUUAAAAACAAAAACAUUGUUGCAGUACUUUUUUUUAUCUUGUAUGGCAAAAUAUUUGUAAAGCUUGUGGAUGCAUAAACAUUUUUUGGUGUUUAAUUUUUAUUUAGCGUGCUCUCAAGACGUUAAAAAUGAUGUUUUUGUCAUCAAAAUACUUUAUAAUAAUAAAUUUUAUAUUUUUUUUUUCUAAAUUUUUGAAAUUAAUUAAUUUUAUAUAAUUUUUUUCUAAAUUAUCUUUUUUUGUGCAAUUUUUUUUUAGCGUUCUCUGAACGAAAAUGAUCUUUUCAACAAAAUAAUUUAUAUUAAUUAAUUUUAUAUGUACUUUUUUUUCUAAAAUUAUCUUUUUUUGAAUACAUUUUUGAAUUAUCUCUUUCUUUUGUGAUACAUUGUCCGUCUUUAGCAAGAUUUUUAAUUUUAUACUACGAAAAAUUAAGCACCUAAUAUUAUAUUUAAAUUAUUUAAGAAAAGUAUAUUAAAUUUUCUUAAAUAAUUUGGCAAAUGCUAUACAUUAUAUUUUUUGCUAUUUUUAGAAAAAAAUUUUUACAUUUAUUGAAAAACAAAAAAAAAACAAAAUUUAACAUCGUUAUACACUGCAUAAUUCUUUGUUGCAGUAACCCAAGGUAACAUGUUAUAUUUUUUCAAGUGUUGAGAAGCGCAUAUACAAAUUUUUUUUUACAUGAAAAUUCUUCUUUAAUGAUAUUUGUUUACAGUAAUUUUAAAUGUUGAAAUGUUUACAGCAAAGAGAGUUAAAAUUUCAAAAUUAUUAUUUUCGAAAGUUAUUUAUUGCCGAGUCUCAUACCUCACAAUACUCAAAUUUUGGAGAAAGUAUUAUUAAAAUUGUUUUUAACCACAAUUAAAAAAUGUUGUAAAAAAUGUUUUUAACUUUUUUAACAAAUUUCAAAGUGAUUAAUUUUAAUUUUUUAUCUUUUUAAAAAACAAAAUUUUUAUGAAAAAAUAUUUUUAACUUUUUUAACAAAUUUCAAAGUGAUUAAUUUCAAUUUUUUAUCUUUUUAAAAAGCAAAAUUUUUAUGAAAAAAUAUUUUUAACUUUUUAAACUAAUUUCAAAAUGAUUAAUUUACAUUUUUUUAGCAAAAUUUUCGAAAACAUAUUUUAAACUUUUUUAACUAAUUUCAAAUUGAUUAAUUAAAUUUUUUUAUUUUUUUUUAAACCAAAAUUUUUUUAAAAUUUAUGAAAAAAUAUUUUUGGCUUUUUUAACUAAUUUCAAAUAUUUUUUUGUAUCUCGAAAACAAUAUUUUUGAAUAUUUUUAACGCUGUAGUUUCAAACAUUUUGAACAAAUAAAAAAAUAAAUUUUUUAGCUGCUUCAGGGCAUGUUAACUCCGUAUUCGAGUUAAAACAAUAUUCACUUGCACUUUUUUCUCAUACGAUUCGACUAAAUCUUCUUCUUCUUUAUUGCCGUAUACACCGCCGACUAUGUACUCUGUGUAAAAAAUUCUCAAUACAAAACAUGGCAGCUACAAAAUUUCAAAACUAAUUUUUUUUCUGAAGUUUUUGAGUUUCAUUUUUCAAAUGACUAUAACAAAUUAUUACUAAACAACAACAAUAAGCAUACAAAGCACGUACUUAAAAUAUUCAUUCUGUUAUUAGCAAGUUUUCUAAAUUUAAGAAAUGAAAUUGUUACAUAUAUGAUAUUGGUAGAAAAUGACAAAGCGUUUUACUUUGAAAAACAUAAUAUUUUUGCAGGACCUCAAAUUAAAAUUUUCAGAAAAUUAUUAUUUUUUAAUUUAAAAAAGCUAAACAAUUUUUUUUUUUUAAUUCUGUUAAAAUUCUUUUUUUUUUAUUAUACAUAUGUCAAAAAAUAUUUUUUUAUCAUAUGUCAGAUUUUUUUUAAUUUGUCAAAAAAAUUUUUUUCAAAUUUUGUGUGCCAAACUUAACUUUUUUUUAGUUUAGUCGAAAGUUUGUUUCUAUUUUUGUCAAAAAUUUUUUUAAUUUUAUUUCUAAACAAUUUUAAUAUGUAUACACAAUUUUUUUUAAUUAUAUGUAAUUAAAAUUUUUUUUUUAAUUUUAUAUCUAAAAAAUAUAAUUUGCACGAAUUGGUUUUUUAGUUUAGUAAAAAAAAAAAUCUUAAUUUUAUGUUCAAGAAAUUUUAAUAUACAGAAAAACAAUUGUUUUAGUUUGUCAGAUUUUUUUUUUAAUUUUUUUAAACAUUUUUUUAUUUUAAUUUUAUGUCAAAAAAUUUUCUUUUCGAAAGUUUUUUUUAAAUUUUUUAGCUUGAAAAACAAAAAAUAUUUUCACAAAUUAUUUUUAUGAAAAUAUUUAUUUUUUCUAACGAAAUAAGUUUUGGUUGUCACAUUAGCAGAUAUUUUUCCAGUAGAUAAUAUCCCUUCGCAUGCUUUAUUGUAAUUUUUCUUGAAUACAACACUGCAUUAGAAAACUAAAUAUAAAAAACAACUUCAGAAUGCCAGCAAAUCAAGAGAGAAAACGAAUUCUGAAGCAAAUGGUUAAGAAACCAAAUUUUUAAUUCAAAAGCACUGCUCCAACAACGCAGAACGCAUUUGUCUUUUGUAAAAUAGCGCUAAAAGAGUUACUUUCUGUAUCUAACGGUAUUAAUGCGAAAUGUACAAUGUCUUAUAUGAAUGUAUGUAGCAUAAACUCUAACUUUGCUGGUUUUAGUUCAAGACUAGUUACAAAUUAAAACACAAAAACCCUAAAAAAAAAUAAAUUUAUUUAAAUUAAAUACAAAUAAAUGAAAGUAAAAUCUGAAAAUCACAGAAAAGUGUGUAUAAAAACUCGAAAACACUAACAAAUAUGUAAAUAUUUAAAUUUCAAUACACUGCAAUGAUUUAUAGCAUAAAAAAACUAGUAAAUUACAAUUAGAUUUAUAACAGUACAUCUAGGUGACUAAUUUAACUGUAAUGCAAUUUACUUUAUCAUAACAGCAAACAAGAGAAAAUCAAGUUAUAUACAGCAAAGAUAAUUAAAAUUUUAAUAAAGCAUUAGUAACUUAAAUUCGGCAUACAGUUAGCAUAAUAACUGUAAAUUAACUGUAAAAUGCAACAUGUGUAAAUUGCAUGCAAAUUUGUCAGUAGAACAGAAUCUCCAAAAAUAGGCUAAUUAAAUAGAAUAAAAGAGAAAAGUGAAGUGAGCAUGACACAGAGAAGUCUGAACUUCCCCACAUUUUUUGCAGGAAGUAGGAAAAUAUAAAAGGAACUUUCGAAAGCCAAGCAAUGCAAGAAAAUCAAAGUAGGCGCUAAGCCUUAAACAAAAGAGCGUAAAAGAGAGAGAGAGAGAGAGAGAGAGUGAUAGAGUGAUGGAGUGCAUUUGUGCAAAGUAUUCUAUGUAAUACCGGAGGCGUGAACUAGACUAAGCCUUA
Bactrocera neohumeralis is the source of this 7314-nucleotide messenger RNA. It is a transcript of the gene alpha-Man-Ia, whose product is annotated as mannosyl-oligosaccharide alpha-1,2-mannosidase IA. Gene Ontology annotation, biological process: carbohydrate metabolic process; N-glycan processing. The coding region runs from base 781 to 3234 and encodes 817 amino acids. The transcript is spliced from 7 exons. Gene Ontology annotation, cellular component: endoplasmic reticulum; Golgi membrane. NCBI's taxonomy places the organism in Eukaryota, Metazoa, Arthropoda, Insecta, Diptera, Tephritidae. Gene Ontology annotation, molecular function: mannosyl-oligosaccharide 1,2-alpha-mannosidase activity; calcium ion binding. The record is from RefSeq and is a predicted model, not a curated record.